AUGAGCUGGCUCUCCAGUGUUUUGAGAGACACACUAUGGAAUCAGAUGCUGGACCAGAUCUCCGUGUCUGAGUUCAUCGCCCAGACCACCGAGGACUAUAACUCGCCCUCUACCUCCAGCUUCACCUCGCGGCUGCACAGCUGCAGGAACACCGUGACGCUGCUGGAGGAGGCGCUAGACCAAGAUAGAACAGCUUUACAGAAGGUGAAGAAGUCUGUGACAGCCAUCUGCAACUCUGGUCAAGACCAUGUACAAAAUGAAGAAAACUAUGCCCAAGUUCUGAACAAGUUCGGGAGUAAUUUUUUAAGUGGAGACAACCCGGAGCUUGGCACUGCUUUCGUCCAAUGUUCGACUCUUACAAAGGAACUGUCCGCCCUGCGGAAAACUCUGCUUCAGGAGCUGAGCCACAACGUGCUCUUCACCUUGGACUCCCUGGUGAAUGGAGACCUCAAGGGAGUCAAAGGAGAUCUCAAGAAGCCAUUCGACAAAGCUUGGAAAGAUUAUGAGACAAAGUUCACCAAAAUUGAGAAGGAGAAGAGAGAGCAUGUGCAGCAGCACGGGAUGACCCGCACGGAGAUCACGGGGCGGAGAUCACAGAGGCUACGGAGAAGGAGCUGCGCCUCUUCCAGCUGCAGAUGUGUAUUUCCUCAGAGUCAACAAGAUCAAGACCAAAAAGGGCGUGGACCUGAUGCAGAAUCUCAUCAAGUACUACCACGCCCAGUGCAAUUUCUUUCAAGGUGGCUUGAAAACAGCUGA
Molecule: messenger RNA, 756 nt
Organism: Pipistrellus nathusii (Nathusius's pipistrelle)
Lineage: Eukaryota; Metazoa; Chordata; Mammalia; Chiroptera; Vespertilionidae
Source: the annotation of a GenBank genome assembly